CUUUGCAGCGAGUACCACUAGCGCCGCCCUGGUUUUUAUACAGGUAAUUAAUUAAAUCUGUUGUGAGUUUUUGGAUUGUGCUGAUCGUGCUCGUGCGUGUGGCGUGUUUUUUUAGGUUUUUUUAGUUUACCGGAGUUGUUCCAGAUUUUGGCCAAUUUAGUCCAUCUACCACCAUUCCGUCGUAGAAGACUGUGACAUCCGCACAAAGGGGGGCAUCGAAAAUCUCUUGCAAUCAAGUUUGUUUUGGUCGGUUUUGUUUUUGUCAGGUUGGUUACAGGCGUUCUUAUUGCAGAAAUAUUUCGGUUUCCCGGAUGGCUGAAUGUGCAACAUCCGGCCGGAUAGCAGGUGCGUCAUCUAACCAUUAUGAUUGACCACAUGUCCCAGCGCGAAGGUGCGGCUGGACGCGGCCCGUUGCCGGGUGUUCGAGAUCCAGCAGCUGGUGCAAAACUAAUCGGAAAUCUCAGCGGAAAAGGGCCGUGUCGCUAACCAUGUCGUUAACAUGAUAAUCUGAAGAUUCUGGCCACUCCGGUGACCAUGCGCUGCACGAUCAAGUGGUCAACUAGCUUUCCGGGGCCGUUGCUCGCUAGGAACUCCGAUCGAACAGCUGAUCUUAUCCGAUGGUUCUUUUGUAUUAGAUUUGUAACCCUUAACUACCCCAUUAGAAAUUAUUAUGCCUCAAUCGUGGUUUUUUGCUAAUCAUAAAAGCUUUUGCAUUUGAGAGCGCCAUCUCUUACCGAGUAGAGGAAGCAAUUGUGGUUCAUUUCUUUUCAUUUCGGCACUCACGAUCGAGAUCUCAUUACCCUGGCCGUGGCUAUCCGUAAAAUUGUUAAAAGAUGGGCAAAGCGUGUCUUAAACCAAAAUUUGGUGCAAUAGAAAAAUGGGAAAGAAACGGGAAAACCCGAUCGUAUCCACUCAAUGUGUGUGAUAAGGAUGCCCCUAUUGAUUGCCAUAUGAGAAAAGGAGAUGUAAUGACGAUUCUAUCACACGGAUGUCGUUCGUGUAGCAAGAAUUUGCUGUAGAAAUGUUCUACAUCGGGGAUUAGAAUAUUCAAGUGGAGACUGUUGGCCAGUUAAGUUCAGCGGAUGCAAGUCAGUGAAAGUGUGAUUAGUGGUGCGACUAGUGGUGCGAUUAAAGUCAAUCUAUACAUUUUUUGUAUUAGUUCGUGAGCCGCAACGUUACAUUAGGUUCGCAAGUGGUUAGCACGUGCUUUCUGCUGACCAAAGUCGAAAGCUUAGCCAAUUCCAAGCUUUUGAAGUCGCACACCGAUCAAUAAAAUCUAGUUCGCAAAAAAGAUCAGGCGAAAACCCACUGUUCAACGUGGGAGCGAGUCUGGAGCGGUUUCUGGAGCGGCGCGAGACCGAAUUCGCGGCUCGAAACAUCCGUUCGAGGUUAGGUUGAACCACCCUAACCACGUGACUGGGCGUCACUCAUUGGGAAAACCGACGCCACCCCGUAGUGAACGCAGGGAUCUCCACAAAAACAUCGCGCGAAGCAAGCACCCGACGCUCGCAAGCAACUGGAGCGCACCUCGUGGCGGUGCUACGAACUAACGCACUGCUCGACCGGAAGUGUGUCUCCGCUACGUCAAUCGCCAACCUCCAAAAUUGUGGUGAAAAACGUCGCCGCGGGAGUGUCCGUGCUGUUGGAUUACGCACGCGCGUGGUGAGUCCACCUGGUCGACCGACCGUACGCGUGAACGUGGGACUACGCGAAAACUGUCUACAAAGAACCUGUUCAUGCUUCCUGUCCUGCCGAUCCUGCCAGCCAGCUGAAUCGCGGUGGAACCGCCAAACAAGGUCAGAUCUGCACUUUUUAACCUGAUGUUAAACUGAGCUCGAAGAAAACCCCUGUAAGAAAGAAGAAACGUGACGUCACACAAGCAAAGCUUAGGGCCCAAAAUACACGGAAAUACAAGCAAAUUUGAGUCUUUUCACAUAUAAGCUGGCUUGUGUUUAAUGGAUUGAGCUGUGUCACGUUCUUUGCUUGGGUUGGGAGAAUUAGUUGAACUUUCUUGCGCCGGUAGAACUUUCGUUUAAUCCUUUUCUUUGCGGUAAAUCAAUACAAUAGUAGUUUAGUUUUGGGAAACGGAUAAGCCACUUGGAAGUGUCAUGUGAUCUCGGAUUUUUUGCCCUAUUAACCCGCCCUGUGAGAGAGCCUCAAGCCGGGACUCGAAACACGCUUCAGCAACCUCUUCUUGGAAGAGUGGCGCUUAAGUUGCUGCUAGUUUGCGCGCAAAAGAAUUCGUUACAUUUUGGCGCCCAACGUGGGGCCCGUAACAAUAGUAGCAAUAGUGUACUAUGUCUCAAAGUUGGGUUUAGUUUGGGAACUUUGAUAGAAGUUUGUUGGGUUUUCUGAACUAUUAUUGAGCAUAGUUUAUUUCAAGACAAUCAUAUUCCAUCAUUUCUUCUGCAAUAUACCAAAUACAAUUCAAAUAUUUUGUUCUACCUCCGUAAUAGACCUUAAUUUGAUUCGCAGUCACCCUAUUUCGGUUUGGUUACUAUUAAUUUAGAUUUCGUUUGAUUUUUUUUAAAAUAUAUUUUCGAUCAUUGUCAACGAGUUAUUUCAAAAGUGUUAGUUGGAAUCAAAACAAUGGAUCACGUUUACAUCAGUGACCCAUGCAGCCUCAAAGAGGAUGAAAUGGAGUAUGAAUUUUGCCUACGUGCCACACCUGUUCGUGGUGGAUUACGCGAGCGCCAGCAGAAUUUGCGCGCUUUGCUGCAAAAACCCGAGGAUCCGGUAGAAGUACAUUUUUCGACGUAUUCGCUAGCGGAGGACUUGGUUAAGAUCCCGAGACAGCUGAAGGAAAUGGAGCGUUGUCUGGAUGCUAAUCGUGAUGAUGAUUGCUACUCUCGACUGGUUCACUAUCACAAGCGACUUCGACGAUACUCGCCGGAAACGGAAGAACAUCUGCAGCAGCGGAAGGCGUUAUUGGACAGCAUCGAGCGGCUCUCAAGAAGGUACUACAACAUUGAUUUAGCCCAUGUCUGCCGACAGGUUCCCCUGAUGCGAAUCCAUACGGUGCAUUCGAAUUUGGCCACAGCGACUCCGGGACAGUUGGUCCAGGAGUUAGUGGAUCUGACGACGGAUUUCGAGGAAGGAGCAGUUGGCGGAAUUCUUGACGAUCGUCCUACGCGCGCGUCGUCCGUGUCGUCCGCAACGACUCACAGGACGCUGCAGCCUUCGCUUAAUCCGUAUACUGGGACCAAACCUAAAGCCUCUCGUGAUCUGCUGGCUGCCCCAGUACCGGCCCCUAGGGGUCAAUCGAGCUAUAACCAAUGGCUGUCCGGAUUUUCCCCAGCGGCAACGAAGCAGUCUGAGUUGGGAAGACCGAUGUCGAAUCCGCAGCGAUGGGAGCAAUCGGCCGCCGCUGGCGUGGACAACUCGACGCUUGCCAUAUCGGAGGAUCCAAGGCGAAAGGCGCCACCCCUCGGUGACUUUGCGCGAACCCUGUUUGGACCGACGUCUGGGAGUGCGCAUCCACUUCCGCCGCAGCAGCAGCCUCAAUCAGGGAACAUGGGCCGUUCAGCAGCUACAUCGUCUCCAACGCCGACAAUUCAAAAUGAACCUGCCGAUGAAAGGGAUAUGAAUGAGUUUAUUCAUGCUUCCGAUGUGCAAAAUUACAUUCGUGCGUGUCUGGAACAUAUGAUGAGGCAGCAAGCCAAUGGCACACCGGUCCCUCCAGAAGCCGUAGAUGAUUUGGCCGAACAAGUGGCCAAGGUUGAUUUGCGUCGAGAUUCGGAGAUGUUACGGAUUUCGCAGGAGCAACCCCCAGCGAGGCGUGUACCCUCACCUCCUUUCCAGUUGUCCGCUCGAGAAACUUCAGGGAAGCCUGAAAUGAGAAGCAUGUCACGUGGAGAAGAAUUAUUUGAACUGCCAGAGGAAAACCAAGUUCAUGCCGAGUCACGGCGCCGUCGAGAGUCUAAUCUCGCCCCAAGACCGUCUUGGGAUGUGCACCAAGGGUUUCCGGAUGUCCAAGCGAUACAAGGUGACAGAUAUCGACGACUACCGCACCAGCAGUGCAACAUAAUUGAAAAAUGGCCGAAAUUCACCGGCGGUACGAAUUCCGUUCCCGUGGUAGAUUUUUUGCGCCAGAUCAACAUUAUGUGCGAGUCCUACCACAUCAGUAAACAAGAUCUACGAAUGCACGCCCAUUUGUUGUUCCGCGAGGGUGCGGCGGUGUGGUAUACCACCUACCAUGACCGAUUCGACAGUUGGGAGACUUUGGAAACAUACCUCCGGUUGCGCUACGACAAUCCUAACCGGGAUCUCAUUACUCGUGACCUGUUGGACAAACGUAAACAACGUCCCAAUGAACCGUUCGGUGAAUAUCUCGAAGAGAUUGAGAGAUUGGCACAACGCCUCACUCGUAAAAUGUCUCAUGCGGAGCUGUACUAUCUGGUCACCAAAAAUAUGAAGAUGAGUUACAAGCGUAGUUUGGUCUUGGCCACCAUUCAGUCGCUUGACCAUCUGUCCCAGCUGUGUUACAAGCUCGAUGCGCUCGACGGCCUCGGAGGUCUACAAAAAGCUUCCGUUUACCAAGUGGACUUGGAAGAAGGAGCUGCAGAGGUUGAGGAUGAGUUGUUGAACGCCGAUGUGUGCGCGGUUCAUGGUCGUUUCAAGAAGCUUGCGGACUCUGCAGGGGAGAACAGGAAGCCGAUGUGCUGGAAUUGUCGCCAGACGGGACACAUGUGGAGGGAGUGCGACCAGAAAAAGGUGUACUUUUGCCACGUGUGUGGACACACGGGUACGACCGCGUUCCAGUGCCCCAAUGGACAUCAACUCCGAACUCGGUCGGAUGAGGAUGAAAAAAACGAGUAAAUGGGAUGGAUCCAGGGAAUCGAUCUACCCCAUCUGAUACUCCGGAGAUUCCCAACCGUCCUUUUUCUGUCUUCAACACUUCGCAUCGAAUUAACACGAUCCCUCACCGUUGCCCACACCUCAAAGUUCGAGUUCUAUCC
This is a messenger RNA of Culex pipiens pallens (northern house mosquito), 4958 nucleotides long. RefSeq lists its product as uncharacterized. The transcript is spliced from 4 exons. Gene Ontology annotation, molecular function: nucleic acid binding; zinc ion binding. The record is from RefSeq and is a predicted model, not a curated record. Lineage: Eukaryota; Metazoa; Arthropoda; Insecta; Diptera; Culicidae. Bases 2590 to 4818 code for a protein of 742 amino acids.